AUGGAAAGACUUCCGGAAAGCGAAGGACCCGACGAUCAUCCGGGAAAUGGAGAAGGCCUCCACGACAUGGGUGACGAUGGUGAGCUGCAAGAGGUCGUUGUCGGAACUUCUGCCGAUGAGCAAGACUAUCGUCAAAAGUAUCUCGGCGAUGAAGUGGAUGCUUAUGAAGAAUACGUUGAAGAGGAGGUGAUCGACGACGGACAAAUUGAUGACGAUCGAAUCUUGGUGGAUGACGAUGAAAUGAUGGAGGACGAGUAUGAACAGUUACAACAAAGGGGUCACGGUGCUCGAUCGGCUUUGAUCGCUCAACGCGGCGACAUUUCGACCUUAAUGUCACUUUCAAGGAGACCACAAAACGCCCGCAAGACGGUUCGCGAGUUUCUGGACGAUGUUGGAGCCACAGAGGAGGUGCAAUCUGCUGCGGGACAUAUGGGCUACGAUAAAUACGGUGGUGUUCGUGUUCACGCGCCUUCUCGUCUCUUGCCAGUCUCUACAAUUCAAAGAGUUGGGCCCGGAAAUUUCGUCGUUCAGAAGCACUAUCAAAUGCCAAGGGUCUCUGAUUGGCGUGACGAGCAAAGACGUGACUUGGAGAUCUGCGAAUUUUUUGACUCGCUGCCCGGCGAUCGCCAGAUCGCUUUCCGCAAAAUGCUUGAACGACUCGGCGAGCGCAUUCCGAAGCCAUUGAUGGGAUCGAGGAAAUAUUUUAGAAGCACACUGGCGCCACAUGUCAAGAUCCCAAUUCCAUCCAACUCCAAGCUCGAGCUGCUCAGCGAUCAAGCGAUGAACCGUGUGAGAGCCGAGGCUGGCGGUGAAACAAUGACCGGCGGUCCGAAGCCAAUUACAAAAGAGAACGAAUACGUGCGAGAUAUGGGAGAAGCAUUCUACAUAGAUAACCGCAAGAUCUACGUCUACAACAAUGAGGAAUAUGAAGAGAAAUCGUAUGGCGGAAUGGCGAACGCAUCAUUUGGAGAAGUGGUUUCCGAGGAGGUGAUCGAAGAGGAGAUCCUCGAGAAUGGACAACUGUCUGGAAAACCGAAUUUGGAUGGCGAUCAGAGUGAGGAUGGUGGUGACGGGGAAGGUCCGCCUCCAAUCGAGCCACAAGAACCACUCCCGGCCGAAAUUAUGCCACCAGGAUUGCAGGGCCUUGAUCACAUGGGUUCUCCGCUUGGGCGCGACCACCGAAUGAGUGACAUCAUCGAGACGAGACAUUUGAAGAAUCGCUGGUUUGUGGUGCCGGAAUUGCGCAAAGAUCUCAUCGGACAAACACAUGUGAAAGUUAGUCGUGGAAACAUUGAGCCGCACAACACUUUCUUCUGCGAUUCGUGCAGCGAGUACAUGCCCCGGAAUGCAUACGAGACCCAUUUGAGAAAGAUCAAUCGUUGGGGCACCUGUGAUCACUACACUCCACGCCGCUUUCCGUGCACUGAGAAAGAUUGCAAUCAGCGACUGCCGAGCAUUGAGAAGUUGUGCACCCAUCUUCGCAUCUCACACAAAGUUCCGUUAGACAUCAAGGAAAAGACGUUCGCAAAUGAGGAACAAUUUCAGGUGUUCCUUCGUGAACUUGAAGGCAAAGGUGGAAACUUCCGGAUGUCUCGUGGAAACAAAUCCUCGCGUGAAGGUGUUCAGAUUCGUUACUACCGUUGCAACCGAAACGUUCGCAUGCAGCCGGGCAAGAAGAUUAUCACUGCUUCGGGAGCUGUGGUUCGUCCGGGAGUCAGUGCUGUUGACAAUUUGAUGGAAGAAGUGGAAGAGAUCGAGUAUGAUGAAGAUGAGACUGGAGUGCCGAAGACGACUCGUAAGAAGCCAAGCAAACUUUUCAUUCAUGGAAUGUGCACUGCAUUCUUCAAGAAACUCGAAUUUCAAGACGGACGAAUCCACGUGCGUUACUGUGAUUACCAUCUUCACCCCGAUGCGGUGCUCAGAAUUCCCGAUGAUGUUCGUGACAGAAUCAAAGAGCUGAACCUGAAGCGUCUCCCGGUGCCGGUCAUUAUCAAAGUUGUUAAAACUGAGGUGCACAAUUUCGCCGAAGAGGGAUCAGCGCUGGAGGAGCGGAUUCUCAACAUCAACGACAAGGAUGUGCGCAAUGUGCUUUCUAGGUGCGGUCUGAAGCCGAUUCGCUUGCAAAUCUGCCGUAACAAGACUUUUGCUGAAAGAGAUGAUCUGGAAGAACAGCUGGCUCUGGAGCGCUCUAAUCCGAAUCGUCACGUGCAACACCACAUAGGCACCGCAUUGGACUAUGAUGACGGUGUGAAGCAACUGCAGCCGCCUGAACCCCACGAGAUGUUCGUCGAUCACGAAACAAUGCAACGAGAGGAUGAGCUGCUAGAUAUUGCUGUGAACGAUCCGGCGAUGGUCGAUCCAAACCGUCCACCAUCACCCGAAGGACUCACUCAAUUGGAACGAGCUUGUUACGAAUCUUGGCAACAGGAGGACAUUGAAACGGUAAAUGAAGCUGCUGAGAAGCGUCGAGAGGCUAUUCAAUUGCGACGUCGCCGUGAAACAGUGCAAGAUGAGUUCGAGGAGUGCAGUGCGAGAUUGAAGCUCGAAUUCUUCAACGCGCUCAACGAGGGUCAAGUUCGACGCGUGCGCAGUAUGAUCGAUGAAUUAUCGGAGAUGUACAACGAGACGGCUGGCGAAAGACAUAAGGGUCUCCUUCGAUCGAAUCGCCGUGGCCGCAAGAGUUCACCGCAACAAAUGAAUCGUCGUCGUAGACGGUACAAGUUCGAGGACGAUCAGUAUGGAGACGAGCCAAAUGAUAUCAAUCUCGACGAUGAGCCUAGGGUUGAGGUUGAAGAAGUCGAGAUUCACAACGGCGACGAACAGAAUUUGAUGAAGAAGGUGCCCAUUAUGGUUCCGCAAAUGCAACACCCAGUCAUCGCUCCACCACAUCGUGUCGCCGCUCGUCGUAGUCCUCAAAAGCAAACCACUCACAAGGAGCCAAUGAAUUUGGAAGAGGCGCCGCCAGCUUUGGAGCAGAUGCAAGAGCCCGGAGAAAUCAUCGCCGAAGAAUACGAGGAAAUGCUCACAGAAGAGAUUCUACAAGUUGACGCCGAAAUCUCAAGGAUUCAAGAGGGCGAUGAGAUGAUCAAGGAAAUGCCCGAAGUCGAUGUGACGGUCUCGCCUAGGAAACGCAACGAACGUAGUGCUCCCAUUGCUGCUGCUAGUGAGAAAUUGGCUACACCAAGUAUUAGCGGAGCCGGCCGUCGUCGAAAGCGUACUCAAGAGUCUCUGAUUGAGGAACCGGCACAAUCGGCUGAGAUAAAACCGGAACAAGCUGAAAAUGUUAAAAGACGUGGACGCAAGCGUGCCUCGGAAAAAGAGCCGUCUCCCGUUGAAGUGGUCGAUCCGGUGGGCGAAGAUGUUGCUGAAGAGGAACCACAACCGGACGCUCCACAUACUUCAUCGGCUGCAAAGAAGCAACGUCAGCGUCGCAGCCAGAAUGUCGAGAAAUCCUACGACUACACGCCAGCUAUGCAUGGUAUCGCCGUUAGUCGAAGUGGUCGCCGUGUCAACAAAACGAAGCUGCUUGACAUG
Messenger RNA from Mesorhabditis belari, 3534 nucleotides. Lineage: Eukaryota; Metazoa; Nematoda; Chromadorea; Rhabditida; Rhabditidae. The record is from the annotation of a GenBank genome assembly.